Paramecium pentaurelia is the source of this 472-nucleotide messenger RNA. NCBI's taxonomy places the organism in Eukaryota, Ciliophora, Oligohymenophorea, Peniculida, Parameciidae. The record is from the annotation of a GenBank genome assembly.
AUGAUUUAAAAGAAACUUAAUGUUUUGGGAUUAGUAAAUGAUAAUGAAUUUGAAUAUAAGAGUAAAUUUACUCUAGAAUAAAGGUAGGGAAAAUAUUAGAAAGUUAUAAAUAAUUCAUGUGAGAGAAUCUUGGUUGUUUUGGAAAAACAUAAAAAAGCAUAGAUUUAGAAAUAAAAUGGUAAAUCGAAUCAAUAUUAAUUGUAUAAAUAUAAUAUAUAUGUAUAUUAUAGAUUUGCUAUAAAUAAAAAUAAAACUUUGGUUGAAUUAAUGCAUUAUGUAAAAUAAAAUGUUGGAAUUGAUGUUUCAGCAAGUAUAUUUUUAUAUUGCAAUAAUUAAUUACUAAUGAUGAGAUGUAAAUAUUUCAUAUAUAUUAUUAGCUGAUAUAACUGUAGGUAGUAUUUAUGAAACAUAUAAAAAUACAGAAGAUAAACAUUUAUAUAUAAAAUAUGCUAAUUUUGAAACAUUUGGUUGA